Haliotis rubra (blacklip abalone) is the source of this 877-nucleotide messenger RNA. RefSeq lists its product as uncharacterized. Lineage: Eukaryota; Metazoa; Mollusca; Gastropoda; Lepetellida; Haliotidae. Bases 38 to 724 code for a protein of 228 amino acids. The transcript is spliced from 6 exons. The record is from RefSeq and is a predicted model, not a curated record. Gene Ontology annotation, biological process: cell-matrix adhesion. Gene Ontology annotation, molecular function: calcium ion binding. Gene Ontology annotation, cellular component: extracellular region; lysosome.
GCCAGUUGACAUUUCGGUAACAGAGUGACCAGCAGCUAUGAUGUUUGGGUUGAUCUGUAUUGCUGUCGUGGUCGGUUGUUCCGUCGCUGAACAACUUUGUCCACCUGCUUCAUGGCGUGCAGAAGAAGUAUCCGCAGCUCUGUUUCUACCAAAAGUCGACCACGAAUACCAGCCGAGAAGAGAAGAGGACCACGCCCUAGUGUACUAUGACGCUGAUCAACAGAAAACUGCCCUCGUCGCGAACUAUUCCGGUGCCACUGGGAAUGGGGACAUCAAAAUCAUCUACGACUAUGCAGCGAAAAAGGAAUACAGGAUCGAUCUGGCGAAGAACACAUGCAAGUCGAAGGCCCUGACAGACCCUUUCAAGAAAUGGUGCAUCUCAGACGACGCAACGUUCCUGUACGACGCCAAGAUAGGUUUUUCUUCUGACGGCUCGGACACAGUGACUGCUAAGGUCUACUACGUUGAAAACGUCUACUCCAGCCACACAAUCGGCCACGUGAUCGCCAUCACCAGCGACCUCAACGUGCCUGUGCAGUCUUCAACAUUCGGGCGUGGUGGUGAUCUCUACCUGGACAUAGCUCUGACAGGCAACAUUGCAUCUCCGAUACCCGAAGCUGAUGCCAACGUCUUCACCCCUCCGGAUAGUUGCAGCAGUUCGUAUUUCCCUGAAGAAGAGCUGGAAGUGCUACGAGUGGGUGCUCUGAGGAGAUUGUUCCAGUGAGGACUGAUCAAUGAUGGCCGCCUUUCCCCAAAGACUGAAAAUGUGUUUUGUAUAUGAGAUUGUUCUCCGGCUUUGACAUGCGUCACAUAUUGCUGUAUCUGUGUGUUUAUCUAUUGUGUUGAUGUUCAUUUUGUUUAUAUUAUUGCAAUGUCA